AUCGGAUUUGAUUUCUUUCAUCUGGAGCUGAGCAUCCGCAAAGCCUCUUCUUCUCCUUGUGUAUCCUGCUGCGAAUUGAACCCAUCUCUCCUGUAAUCCCUCUUCCACCAUGGCUUCCGCAGACGAGCUCAAAGCUCUAGGCAACAAGGCCAUUGCUGAGAAAAAAAAACCACAUCCUCUACUCCAACCGAUCGGCCGCCUAUGCUUCCAAAAAGGACUGGGACAAUGCACUGAAGGAUGCCGAUAAGACGACCGAAAUCAAGCCCGACUGGGCCAAGGGCUGGGGACGCAAAGGUGCUGCUCUUCAUGGCAAGGGAGACUUGCUGGGGGCCAACGACGCCUACGAAGCAGCUCCGCGCUGCUGAGCGAGCAAAGACUGAGGCAGCCAAACAGGCCUACAUUGACCCGGCCAAGGCCGAAGAGGCUCGUGAAGAGGGCAACAAGAAGUUCAAGGAAAUGGACUUCCCUGGAGCCGUAGCCGCUUAUUCCGAGAUGAUUAAGCGUGCACCAGAAGACCCCAGAGGCUACAGCAACCGUGCUGCUGCCUUUGUCAAGCUAUUUGAGUUCCCUAGCGCAGUAGACGACUGCAACUUGGCCAUUAAGAAAGACCCAGCAUUUAUCCGAGCCUACAUCCGAAAGGCCCAGGCUUACUUCGGCAUGCGCAAGUACUCUGAAUGCGUGGAUGCCUGCGACGAGGCUAUGCGGGUUGAUGUCGAGCACCACAAGGGUGCCAACGCCCGUGAGAUUGAGCAGCAGCAGCAGAAGGCUCUCUCAGCCAUGUACUCAGCCCGAGAGAAUGAGACAGAGGAGCAGACAAGACAGAGACUGAUGCAAGACCCAGAGAUCAUGGGCAUAAUGCAAGAUCCAGUCAUGCAAUCCAUUUUGCAACAAUCACAAUCUGACCCAAUGGCUCUGAACGAGCAUAUGAAGAACCCAAGUGUGCGAUCCAAGAUUCAGAAACUGAUGGCCGCGGGCGUCAUCCGAGUGGGAGGUCGAUAAAAGGCGUGAGAUUCCAAGUCGUUAUGUAAAUUUGCAAUAAUGAGCCAAUGAAAUUAAGUUACAUCUAAUGAUAACUACUAGCCCGUU
This is a messenger RNA of Trichoderma asperellum CBS 433.97, 1086 nucleotides long. Lineage: Eukaryota; Fungi; Ascomycota; Sordariomycetes; Hypocreales; Hypocreaceae. The record is from RefSeq and is a predicted model, not a curated record.